UAUCUCUGCACAUACUCCAGUUCGGUCUCCAUAUUGGGCUGCACCUUUCAACUUGAAGUGAUUUCAACAAGUUCUGGGCUAGUGAGCGUCUGCAUAGUUGUACUGUGGAUUUAUUACAUUAUAUUUAUUUAAAUUGAUUUCAAUGGCGUUUCAGUGUCAAAGGGACUGUUACAUGCAAGAGUUUGUCACCUCAGUGGUGGCUUGCUCACCUGGUGAAAUGAAACAAGAAAUCAAUGGGAAGAAAGAAACCGUUAAAGGCUUCAAUGUCAAGCUCCAAGACACCAUAUUGUUUCCUGAGGGAGGUGGUCAGCCAGAUGACCACGGGCUGAUUGGAGAUGUGCCGGUGCUGCGGGUGACGAGGCAGGGAGCUGAGGCUGUGCACUUUGUGAGUUCAGCUCUAGAGGUGGGCCAGGAGGUGCAGCUGAAGGUGGACUGGGAGCGGAGGUUUGACCACAUGCAGCAACACUCAGGGCAACAUCUAAUCACAGCUAUUGCAGAAUCCAUGUUUGGGUACAAGACCACAUCCUGGGAGUUGGGGCGUCAGCGCAGCACCAUAGAGCUGGACACUCCCUCCAUGAAGCCUGCCCAGAUGGAGGCCCUCGAGGCAGCAGUCAAUGAGAAGAUACGUGCUCAUGUUCCCGUCGCUGUUCAGGUCCUCUCCUUAAAUGACCCUGCAUUGGAACAGGUGAGGAGUCGAGGUCUCCCGGACGACGCAGCGGGGCCUAUCCGGAUCAUCGACAUCGAGGGKAUUGACGUCAACAUGUGCUGUGGGACCCACGUGUCCAACCUCAGUCACUUACAGGUCAUAAAACUCCUGGGGACUGAGAAAGGAAAGAAGAACAAAACUAAUCUGUUAUUUCUAGUGGGAAACCGGGUCCUGAAGUAUGCUGAGAAAAGCUACAGCACAGAACGCUCACUGGUAUCCCUCCUCAAAACGGGACCAGAUGAUCAUGUUGAUACAGUGGACAAGAUCCAGAAGACUGUUAAGGGGCUACAGAAAAUUAACCUGGGCCUACUGAGAGACAUGGCUGUUCUAAUAGCCCAGAACUUCAAGUGCAACCCAGAGAGGGGCAACUUCUUUACCUUACACAAGAAGGAGGGUGACAACGAGUUCAUGAGUAUCAUAGCCAAUGAAAUAGGCACUGAGGAGACGUUGGUUUUCCUGACUGUUGGAGAGGAGAAAGGACCAGGGCUGUUCCUGCUGGCAGGACCCAGUGGGAAAGUGUCUGAACUGGGACCACGAGUGCUGGAGAUGCUCCAGGGCAAAGGGGCUGGGAAGAACGGGCGCUUCCAGGGCAAAGUAAACAGCAUGGCACGCCGAGGGGAGGUGGAGACCCUAAUACAGGAACACUGCAAGAACGAGCAGUAAUGGAUGACUGGAGUGUAUAUACCAGUGUUAGCAGUGUGGUUAGGUUUUAAAAUCCGAUUUGAUGACUUUGUGGCUGUGCCUGCUAGUGACCACUGCAGAACUCUGCAAAAUACAUCACAAUAAAUUCCAACCUGUGCUUUGCUAAGUAAUGAUACUUCUGACCUCGGUGUACAGUCUAAAUCAAGGAACUGUAUACAUGGAGUGUACAAAACAUUAAGAAGACCUUCCUAAUAUUCAGUUGCACCCCCCCUUUUGC
Molecule: messenger RNA, 1625 nt
Organism: Salvelinus sp. IW2-2015
Lineage: Eukaryota; Metazoa; Chordata; Actinopteri; Salmoniformes; Salmonidae
Gene: aarsd1
Product: alanyl-tRNA synthetase domain containing 1
Biological process (GO): alanyl-tRNA aminoacylation; regulation of translational fidelity
Molecular function (GO): nucleic acid binding; ATP binding; Ser-tRNA(Ala) deacylase activity
Source: RefSeq, a predicted model, not a curated record